This is a messenger RNA of Anguilla rostrata (American eel), 1640 nucleotides long. Its product is annotated as hydroxyacyl-thioester dehydratase type 2, mitochondrial-like. Gene Ontology annotation, molecular function: (3R)-hydroxyacyl-[acyl-carrier-protein] dehydratase activity. NCBI's taxonomy places the organism in Eukaryota, Metazoa, Chordata, Actinopteri, Anguilliformes, Anguillidae. The transcript is spliced from 2 exons. Gene Ontology annotation, biological process: fatty acid biosynthetic process. Bases 905 to 1417 code for a protein of 170 amino acids. Gene Ontology annotation, cellular component: mitochondrion. The record is from RefSeq and is a predicted model, not a curated record.
GUUUAGUUGGUGUUCAACCAAACGUUAGGAUGGGUGGUCUAAGCAUGAUCAAAGCAACUUAAACUGUGGUGUGAUUGUUGGUGCCAGACAUAGUGGUUCCAGCAUCUCAGAAACAGCUGCACUCCUGGGAUUUUUACACUCAAGAGUCUCUAGAGUUUACAGAAAAUGGCGAGAUGAAGAUCAUUGCCAUAGGGACUUGCUAUCUGAACUUAAAUAGAUCCUGUGAAUUCUGUGUAAAUCAGAAAUGCUGGGAAUCUUCAUGGGUCCUAUUGGACAAUCUGUGUCAAUUCCAGGUCUAGACCUACGUAUCCUUCUAAUUCCUUAUAAAUAAAAGAACAAAGCUCUGUUUCUUACACAAUAUCGUGUCCGAAUUGACGUAUUGUGCAAAUGGUCGCUUGAAAACUGAAAUAACUGCUUUUUAAAAAUGUAAAAACAUGGGUUUUGUCUAUCGUAGGGCGUUCUGUUGCGCUGAUUCACAUAAUUCACUGAAGACUCCUACUGCUGAGCGAUUCGCAUGUUGUACAGAUAUGUGAAUUUUCGCGAGCAGAAUCAUUUCGGAUAAUUCUGCAGACUUUACUCGUAACAUUCUGUAUCCGUCACAGAGGCGUUAUUUCAAGUGAGAACACGAGCAAAAUCACUUAAUCAAACAUCCUGUGUCCAGCGGCAAACUCCCGGUACUUUAAGUUGAACAAAUCUACCAAUCCAUAGAUACAUUCUAUUCAUCUGCGAAGAAUCUACAUUGACCCCUGUCGUCACUUCCUUUGACGACGACACACCCCCUUCCGACAACCAAUGAAGUGAUUCAGGUCCGGUGUGAAUCUGAAACCGCUGCAGACUGGAGCCUGCCGGUUACCUAGGUAACAGCAGAGGCAGUACGAGACCAGAGCAGCACUGAAACUGUCAGAUGGCCUGGAGAGGUUGUGUCCUGCGCCGGCAGCUCAGAGAUGUCUACCAAACUGUUGCCCCGGUUACGGUUAGCACGGCUACCAUCAGCCGAAUUAAAGAAUCUCAGAGGCGGUUCCUCCAUGUGGGAGAGCGGGCCUCUCUCACCAAGGCCUUCAGUGCCAGGGACGUGGCCACUUUUGCUGAGCUGACAGGGGACAUGAACCCCAUCCACCUGGACCCUGCCUACGCCAAGACCACAUCCUUCGAGAGCCCCAUCGUGCACGGGGUGCUGAUUAACGGGCUGAUCUCUGCGGUGCUGGGCACGGAGAUGCCAGGCAGCGGCUGCAUAUUCCUGUAUCAGGAGAUCCACUUCCCGGCCCCCCUCUACGUGGGAGAGGAGGUGCUGGCUGAAGCGGAGGUGAAGAAGAUUAAGAUGUCCUUCGCUCUCAUUUCUGUCUCUUGUUCGGUGAAGGACAAAGUAGUGAUGAAAGGAGAGGUGAUGGUGAUGGUGCCAGAAAAGAAAAAAGGAUGAGUCCAAGACCGAGUCCGAGACUGAGUCCGAGUCUGAGAGUCUGAGACUAAGACUGCCACUCCUCUUUUUGUUGAGUUCUGUAGGUGUUUGUUUAGUGUGUUAAGGGCAAAAUCAACAAACCUUUGCUUUAAAAUACUGUAACCUCCCCUCCUCCAUGUAAAUCUAAAAUGCUUUGAAUAUUUGUAAUGAUUAUCUAGGCUUAAUAAAUCUUCUGUCCCCAGUA